Messenger RNA from Fonticula alba, 2599 nucleotides. RefSeq lists its product as hypothetical. Bases 338 to 2317 code for a protein of 659 amino acids. Gene Ontology annotation, biological process: regulation of small GTPase mediated signal transduction; signal transduction. Gene Ontology annotation, cellular component: cytoplasm. The transcript is spliced from 4 exons. Gene Ontology annotation, molecular function: GTPase activator activity. The record is from RefSeq and is a predicted model, not a curated record. Lineage: Eukaryota; Rotosphaerida; Fonticulaceae.
GCGCGUGUCAGGCGAGACCGACCUCCCUGGGAUUGCCGGCCCGAGUGCCGGCAAGCCCCUGCCGUUGGCCCGGGUCGCCGCCGCCGCCGCCACCGAAGCCCCAGGCACCCCGAGUCGGUCCGGAUCGCCCCGGCCCACGCACGCCCCGCCUCCUCCCCCCGCCGGUGCGGCUACCCCCUCCCGUGCAGCGGCUGCGGCCCCGGCCUCGACUUUGGCCCCGGCCCCGGCCACCCCUCGGGCGACGGAGCUCCUUGCGCGACCGGUCCCGGCCCCGGAUGCCCCGAGCUUCUCCCUGAAGUCGGCCCUGACGGCGCCCUCCGACAGCAAGAACCCCUUCAUGUUUGCCUCCUUCUCGGAUACAGCCGCCCGGGCAGCGGCCUCGGUGGUCUUCACGCCGGAGCCUGCGACCUCGGGAUCCGCCUUUUCCGCUGCCUUUGCCGGGUUUUCUUCCUCCUCCUCCUCAACAGGCUCUGGUGGAUUCUCCCUCCCUCCGGCCCCGAGCACCUUCGGGGGGGCAGCGUCGGCCCCGGUGAAGCCCUUUCAGCUCCGGAUGCCCGACGCCCCGGCCACGGGGGUCACUACCCCCUCAUCCUCGGCCGGGCCCGCCGCCGGGGCCGGAGUCGCUCCCCUGGCCAUGCACCUGCCCUUCUUCACCCAGGCCCUCAGCUCUUUCUCCCAUUCAGCAGCCACCUCGGCACCCGACGCCACGCCAGCCCCGGCGGCCACCGGCGACACGGACAUGGCCUCCCCGGCGUCGGCCUGCAAACUGGCCACCGGCGUCGGCGCCUCGCCCGACAGCGCCAUGGUCAUCAGCCCGGCUGGCAAGCGCCCGGCCGAUGAGCAGCUCAUGAGCCCGUCGAAGGUUCGCCGGCCGGUGGCCGGCAGCGGCCCGGAGACCCCGGCCCGCGCGGCCCCCCUGCAUCCUGGCGACAUGGCCCUGGCUAGCACCCCUGCCAGUGCUCCGAUGCUCACGUCCCCGGCCGGGGGAGAUGCGUCGGCCCCUGUCGCGCAUGCCGAAGAGGUCGCCUACACGUCGCUCAGCAGUUUGGACCUGUCCACGGCCACGGCAGCGGCCCUCACUUGCCUCUACCAGGUCAUCAACUACUCACUGCAGAUGGAGGCCGGGUCUGACGGCCUGGCCAGUGGCGAGGCAAAUGCCGCCACCGGCUCUGGCGGUGUGCUUGGGUCUUCGGCUCCGCCUGCCGCCGCCCCGGCCGCUCCUGUCGCUGCCGCUGCCACUGCCACGCCUAGUUCCGGCAGCAGCUGGCAGCGGCGUUUCCGGUCCUUCUUCAGUAGCUCUUCCUCUUCCUCUUCCUCCUCCUCCGCUGGCUCUUCCAACACCAGUGCCAGCCUCCUGGCCGGAGCGCAGCAGGCCGGCGUGCACCUCCCGCCACCGAUCAAGCUGCGCUCGGCCCCUCCCUGCCCGGGGGGCCGCGCCAUCUUCGGCGUCCCCCUGAGCGAGCUGGAGACGGUGACCAUUCCCUCUGGCGGGCCAGAUGACUUGACCCUGCCACGCGCGGCACAUGCCCUGAUGGUGGAAAUCCGCCAGCGCGGCCUCAACUCGCAGGGGCUUUUCCGCGUGGCCGGCAGCAAGAAGCGGACCAAGCUCGUGCGCGAGUGUCUCGAGCUGAGCAAGUCCUUUGCCGAGUAUGAGGAGCUGAAUAUCUUCGAUUUGGCCGAUGUUUUCAAGGAGUUCCUGCGUGAGUUGCCGGAUCGCCUGAUCUCCAAGGCCUUCACCGGCAUCUACUAUGGCCUGGCCAAGGCCCACAUGCACUCGUUACUUGAAGAGCAGACACUCGUCGUCCUUCAGCUGUAUCACCUCAUUCUUCCGGCGCCACACCGGCAGCUCCUCCAGGCUUUGGUGGGGUUCCUGCACGAGGUGCAGCUGUGUGCGGCCGGCAACCAAAUGGAGGUGGACAACCUGGCGCGCGUGUUUGUGCCGAACCUCUUCUACACGGACGACAUCGAUCCCCUGGCCGUGAUCGACUAUCAGAAUGUCAUCCUACGGCUGUUCUCCCUGUCAGUACUGCACCCGACCGAGGCCUUCCGCGUGCCGAGCGCCCUUCUCGGACGAGGGACCUUCCGCUUGGCUCUGGCCAACGGCGUCACUGUGGUUUCUGGCGGGGUGCAAGACGCCGAGGCCGCGGCGGCCAGCACCAGCGCCAGCACCAGCGCCAGCACCAGCCAGGAGAGCAUUGCUGUCACGCCGGCUGCCCCUCCAUCCAGCGGCAUGCGUCGGUCCUCCUCGGCCAUGAUGCUGUCGAUGCUGUUGCCGGGCGGAAAGUCCGGCCCUUCCUCGGCUGCAUCCACCCCCUGAGAGCGGGAGGGGCCCGAGCAAAAGGAAAGGGCGCACACAGGCCGAGGGAGGGGGCGACAGGAGCGGGGAGGAGGGCGGGGGCAUUCCCGGGUGUUGGCUUUGCCGCCUCUUCGUCCUGCCCUUUGGUGGGACUUCUUUCUCUUUCCCGUCCACACACACUCCCCCUUUUUCUCUCUCUCUCUCCAUCCCUCAUGUCCUCUCUCCCUGGUCCCCACUCGCCUUUCGCUAUCUCCCCUUCACCACACCCGACCACACUUAAUAUACAGCUUAAACAUGUACAGA